UGGGGACCUUCAUGGGACGGGUCCAUCAGAACCAGAACCAUCAGACUGACUGGUUCUGUUGGAUCCAGAGACUGGUUCUCCUCCCAGCCACAUAGAACACCUGGAUGGUGGUUCUGCAGACGGACCGGACCCACCUGAGCGUCGGGACCGGUCAGAACCGAACCAACCUUUACUACGCAGUGACGUUGGAACGAAAAAACAUGGCGGCCGUGCUGAAGGCGGAAGGUAAAGGUGGCCGUCUGUAGUGUGAGACCCAUCCUUCAUGGACUCGUCACCAUGAGCAACGGGGAGAUGGUUUCCACGGAGACAGAGAAUAAAGGACAGAGGAAAGUGUUUCUCCCCAACAAGCUGCUGGAGUGUCUCCCUCAUUCCUCCUGUCUACCUAACGAGCGUCUCAGGUGGAACACUAACGAGGAGAUCACCUCCUACCUGAUAUCUUUUGAGAGACAUGAUGAGUGGCUCUCCUGCACCUUGAAGACCAGGCCCAAGAAUGGCAGUGUCAUCCUGUACAACAGAAAGAAGGUGAAGUACAGGAAGGACGGGUACUGCUGGAAGAAAAGGAAGGAUGGAAAAACCACAAGAGAGGACCACAUGAAGCUGAAGGUCCAGGGCAUGGAGUGCCUCUACGGUUGCUACGUCCAUUCCUCCAUUGUGCCAACAUUCCACAGACGAUGCUACUGGCUGCUGCAGAAUCCAGACAUCGUUCUGGUCCACUACCUGAAUGUACCAUCACUGGAGGAUUCUGGGAAAUGCAGUCCACUUUUAUGUACUGUGUCCGACCGCCAUGACAGUGCCAGGUGGAACCGAGAUGACCUGCUGAGCCAGCUGAAGCCCAUGUUCCACAGUGUCAAGUGCUCUCUGGGUUCUGGAGACUUCAGCAUCGAGGAGCUGGUUCAGCACCUGCUGGAUCGACAGAGAACCAAACCUCAGCCCCGCACACACACCUGUCUCUGUAACACCAACCAGGUGUCCUCUGGAGCAAACAUUCCUCACCGCUGCAACAGCACCAAGCACCGGAUAAUCUCCCCCAAGCUCCCGCCAUCCUGUGGCAGGCUCGCCCCCUCCCCCCUCUCUUCUGAGCUGGGGGAGGCAGGCCAGGGGGCGGGGGAGCCCAAACUGCCUCACCUGCAGGCUCAGAGCAGCCCCGUCUCAUCCCCCAGUCCCUCGUCCACCUCCGCCUCGUCCCCCACCAUCAGCAUGGGUAACCAUGGUAACGGCUUCUACAGCGACCACCACAGUAGCAUGGCUGCGGUGGCUCUGCCUCAGAACGCUGUCAUCGUCAUGGCAACGACCACUGCCCUCCCAGGAGGAGGAGGGGGGCAGGUGUGCGGGGUCAGGGCUGAGGAGGCGGGGCAGAGGACGAGCUUUGGUCCACUGCUGCUUUCCCCCGCCCUCACUCCUGUUGGAAAGCCUGCCUCCCCCUCCCCUCCAGCCUCCUCACCCGCCCCCCCAUCCCUUCCCUCGCCCGCUGUGCAAACCACCCUCUCCCUCACCCUCCUUCCUUCGCCUGUCAUCAGUGGCCUCCUCCUCACCCCAUCCUCCUCCAACACCUCCCCUCCUACAGCAGCCUCCCUUUGCUCUCCCUCCUCCUCCCUUUCAUCAUCCUCACUCCCCCCGUUCAUCACCCCAGCCUUUGACCCGGACUCCUUCCUUAACUCUCCCACACAGGGGCAGACUUACGGUGGCCCUCUCCCCAGCUCCUCCCCCAUUAAGGUCAGCACCACCACCCCCUUUUCUCACCCCACCCUCUCACUUUCCCUCUCUCCCACCACAUCUACUCCUCCAUCCUCUGUGUCUCCCCCUUCCUCCCUCUCCUCUCUCUCCACCUCCCCUUCCUCCUCUGUCUCCCCUCCUUCGUCUUCCCUCCCGCCCUCCCUUGCCCUUACCCUCUCUCCCACCUCCUCUGUGGCCCCGCCCAUUCUCCCCCUCUGCCUCGAGCUGGGUGAGGAGGUGAGGGAGGAGGCUGGGGUUGAUGACGAGGAGGUGAAGGAUCAGUCUGAGGAUGAAGGUAGAGCUCCGCCCACCAAGCUGGCACUGCUGCAGACAAACCACACCCCCUCCAGCUCAUCUCCACGGCGACAGACGGAUUCUAGCUCCGCCUCCCUGCUCUUGGUUUGUCAAGACACACCGAGCCCGACCCCUCCGUCCACCAAUCAGAAGGAGGGACAGCCUGAUGGGCAGCAGAUACUGGUCCUCGCUCAAACCAAUCACAUGUCUACAUCUGAAGCUCCGCCCCCAGCUGGGAUAUCCCAUCAGCCCCUAGACCUGCAGCUGUUGUCAGUUCCAGCUAAUUCCAAGGAUGAUGUGGUGUCCGUCACCCCCUCUCCUCCUACAGCUGUUGCCAUGGAUACCACUUCCCUAACAACGGCCCCAGUCCAGGUGAAGGAGGAGAGGAGGCGGAGCCACAACUCAGAUGAUGCAUGCAUGGACACACACUCAGCUGAGGAGGCGGAGCCUGCUGAGCGUGGAGGGGAGGAGCUUGAUAUCUCGUUCGACAGCCAGUUUCCUGACCUCAUCUCUGACCUCAUCACCGAGGAGCCAAGUCCCGCCGCCGCUCCGCCUCCAGUAGCGAGCCCGGCCGUGUUCCCAACGGGGGUUCGAUACGUGGUGCCUCCACAGCCCUCACCCUCCUCCUCCUUCCUCCCUUUCCCUCACCCUCUGCCCACCUCGUCCUCAACACGCCUCGCCUCCAUCACGGACUUCUCUCCAGAGUGGUCGUACCCAGAGGGGGGGGUGAAGGUUCUGAUCACCGGCCCGUGGAGCGAGCCUUCAGCUCAAUACUCAUGUGUGUUUGACCAGAAUGUUGUCCCCGCAUCUCUGAUCCAGCCUGGAGUCCUACGCUGCUACUGUCCAGCCCACGAGGCCGGUCUGGUGUGUCUGCAGGUUCUGGAGUCCAGAGGUUCAGUUUCCUCAUCGGUUCUGUUUGAGUACAGAGCGAGGAACGCCAGCUCUCUGCCCAGCUCUCAGCUCGACUGGCUCUCAUUGGAUGAUAAUCAGUUCAGGAUGUCCAUCCUGGAGCGGCUGGAGCAGAUGGAGCGCAGGAUGGCAGAGAUGGCUGCACGCGACCACCACCACCCUCCUCCUCCUCAUCCUCCUCAGCAGCGCGGCAGCCAGCUGGCCACGCCCCCUCCUCCUCCCACUCCUGAAGACCACCAACAGUCCUCUCAGUGGUUUGAGAGGAGGAUAGUUGGGGUGUGUGAGAGGAUGAUGGGAGGAGCACGAUGGGGGCCAGGAGGAGGAGGGAGGCUUCAUCACUCAGCUCGCCACCGUGGGAUGACCCUGCUCCACCUGGCUGCUGCUCAGGGAUACACACACCUGAUACACACCCUCAUGCACUGGAGAAGUGUGAAUAGUGACAGUCUGGACCUGGAACAGGAAGUAGAUCCUCUAAACGUAGAUCACUUCUCCUGCACUCCUCUGAUGUGGGCGUGUGCUCUGGGCCACCAGAGGGCAGCAGAGCUCCUGUACGGCUGGAACAGUCUGGCUCUGGGGAUCCCCGACUCUCUGGGCCGCCUGCCGCUCGCCGUGGCCCGGUCCAGAGGACACACCCGCCUGGCUACGGUUCUGGAGGAGCUACACACACAACGUGCACUCAGGGUGGCUCGGGACACACACACCCCCCAGCCGCCUCCAUCCCCAGCGUCUGCCAGCCCGGAUACAGGUCUCAGCUCCUCCAGCAGCCUGCCCUCCCCCAGCGAUCCCUCCUCCCCCUCCCCAAGCUCCGCCUACUCUAGUGGCCCCACCCCAAUGGACACCUCCCCCUCUUCUCCUUCGUCUGUUUCUUCUUCCGUCUCGCUGCCCAUGUCCCCACCCUCCCCCUCCUCCUUCCCAUCAGUGUCUGUGUGGGAGGCGGAGCCAAACCCAGCCUUGAGUACAGGUCUGACCGCUGGUGGCUCCAGAGACCCCUCCCUCUACCUCAUGGACUUUGAGAACACGCUCACAUCAGGUGGGCGGAGACCUCACCCAGGUGCCACGCUGGAGGAGCACCUGCUGAGCUACAGUGAGAAUGCUGAGAACGAAGGAGAAGAGGAGUACCUGGAGGAGGAGGUGCUGCAGGUGGACAUGGCCGCUCUGGCUGAACAGAUCAUCGAGGCGACUCCAGAGCGAAUCAAACAGGAAGACUUCCCCAGGGGGGCGGAGUCUCCCCUCAGAGAAAGGCGGGACAACCCAGCCAUUCAGGACACCUGGUUGGCUGCCUACCUGGAGAUGGUCGACUGCCACACAGACCCCCCGCCCAGGCGGGUGUGCCCCCCCUCUCCUCUCAGUGCUCUGGCUCUCCAGAGGCUCCGCCCUCCCUCGUCUGCAGCGUGGGCGGAGUUUCUGAAUGCUUCAGCCAAUGGGAAGAUGGAGAGGGACUUUGCUCUUCUGACUCUGACUGACGGGGAGCAGAGGGAGCUGUAUGAGGCCGCCAGGAUCAUCCAGAACGCCUUCAGGAGGUACAAGGGCCGAAGGCUGAAGGAACAGCAGGAUGUUGCUGCAGCUGUCAUCCAGAGGUGCUACAGAAAGUACAAACAGCUAACAUGGAUAGCUCUGAAGUAUGCUCUCUACAAGAAGAUGACUCAGGCAGCCAUCUUGAUCCAGUCCAAGUUCCGGUCCUACUAUGAGCAGAAACGUUUCCAGCAGAGCCGGCGAGCAGCAGUCCUGAUCCAGCAGUACUACCGGAGCUACAAGGAAUAUGAGAGGCUGAAGCAGGCCCCGCGCAAUUCUGCCACCCACAACCCCAAGAUCAAGGGGUCGUUCCUGACAAAGAAACAGGACCAGGCUGCCAGGAAGAUCAUGAGGUUCCUGAGGCGCUGCAGACACCGGAUUAAAGAGUUGAAACAGACAAAAGAGCUGGAGAGGAGAGGACUCACCACGUAGAGGUCUCCUGGAGGACAAAUGGAACCAGAGGCACGAUGGACAGGGACGCCUUACCCCCCCCCCCCAUGUGUCCUGUCCAGGCUGAAUGUAGCUGUCUCCAGCUCGGAGCUCCGCCCCCAUCGAGUCCCAAAGGAGUUUCUCUGGACUUAAUUAUAUAAACAAUCGUAUGAAAACACAUAUAUAUUCUAUAUUCUGAGUUUCCUAGAUGUUCUAUUUAUUACAGCAUGAGCCGUGUGUGUGUGUGUGUGUGUGUGUGUGUGUGUGAGAGAGAGAGAGAAAGUAUUGGCAUUUUCACAUCUGGUCCAACCCGGUCCUGGUAGCAUCAGCCCUCCCCGCGUGGCCAGGUUGUGGUCACGGAUCAUGUGGGCGGGGCUACAGGUGUGCGGUGAGGUGGUAGACGAAGGCGGUUGAGAAGUGGCUCUGACAUGAAGCACACUGCAGACGCCUCAGUGAGAGUACCAGACCCCCCACGGCUGCCCCGGUCCUCGGCUCCAGGCCCUAACCCCAAUUUAAAACCCAAACCAUAAAACAGAUUUUCAGCACUGAUGAUCAGAGGAAGCACCUUCCAGAGCCUAGGGGCCGCUACAGAGGAGCCCCGUCACCUCUGAGCUAACGUCUCGCUCUAGCAGCAUCCCAUCAGCCCACCCCAGAGGGCAGGGGGGUGGAGAACCAGUAGCUCAGAGAGGUCAUCUGGAGCUGGGGUGAGCUGACCACGGUCAACCUCAGCGUCCUCCGACCAAACACCACAGCCUGUCUUUGUCAAGUCGGAGAACAUCCAUCAGCUAACCCCGACAAGACCAUCCGAGAGGCUGCUCCCUCUCUAGGUAGGCAGCAGAAGCUCCAGGGACCAGAAGGUUGUAGGUUCAACACUGCUGCUGUGUCCUUAAGCUAGACACUUAGCCCGCCUUACCUGUUGGUGGUGGUCGGAGGGCCCGGUGGUGCCCGUGCUCGACCAGCGUGUGAAUAACUGUUGUAAAGCACCUUGGGGGGUUGUAGAACCCAAGAAGGUGCCGUACAGACACAUUAACCAUAGGUUAGCUUCAGCGGGUGUGUUGGGUCGGCUCCAGGGCCGGGCCGGAUGUGAAUGAGACACCAGUGUGUGUGUGUGUGUGUGUGUGUGUGUGCGCUGCACUGACUGAAGUCUUACCCCCUCACCGCUCUGGUUUUGUUCUGAGUCUCGUCUGCUUUAGACUAAAGAUGCUACGUCUCCAUGGUGACCAUAGCACUUUCUGCCGGUCUUGUUUCCGUGGCGAUGGCAGCUUCUGGUCCCCCAACAUGAUCUUCUAUCUCCAUGACGACUGCUGUGGUCCUCGGGUUUGCUCAGUGACGUUUUUGCACGACUUUGUAUUUGAUUGUUCUGCAUCUGUAUGAAUAAAGAGCUGUUUACGACCCGU
Nothobranchius furzeri (turquoise killifish) is the source of this 6254-nucleotide messenger RNA. It is a transcript of the gene camta2, whose product is annotated as calmodulin binding transcription activator 2. Gene Ontology annotation, biological process: regulation of transcription by RNA polymerase II. Lineage: Eukaryota; Metazoa; Chordata; Actinopteri; Cyprinodontiformes; Nothobranchiidae. Gene Ontology annotation, molecular function: transcription coregulator activity; double-stranded DNA binding; protein binding. Gene Ontology annotation, cellular component: nucleus. The record is from RefSeq and is a predicted model, not a curated record.